CAGGUGAUGCAGGAUGGGGAACCUGCUGAGGCUGCUUGCGCGGGACGAGGCCGGCAACAGCUGCUGCUCGCACCAGAAGUACGACGUCUUCCUGGACUUCGAGAACGCGUCGCCGAGCGAAGCUGAGGCCGACCUCUACAAAGACGUGGCUCGGGUGUUGCAAGUGUCGCAGGAAAUCAUCCAAGAACUCCACCAGUACAAGGGAGCCGCCAAGGAAAUCAGAGAGGCCAUCAGCGACCCCGGCGACGACUACCAGCGGCGGGCGUGGGAGACGGUGACGCCGCUCGUGCAAAAGCUCAAACAGUUCUAUCUUUUCUCCAAUGACAUAGAGGUGAUCGUGCCGCGGAUCCUUGCUGAAUUAUGCGGGCCAGAAGUAACGCCAACACAGCACCUGGAGACACAGCAAGCACUUGUCAAGCAGUUUGCGGAGAUUCUCGAGUUCACGCUCAAGUUCGACGAGCUGAAGAUGACAACCCCAGCCAUCCAGAACGACUUCAGCUACUACCGACGCACAGUCAUGAGGGGGAAGCUGGAGUCCAACAACGGCACGGACCCAGGCGAAGACGAUGUCACCAUUGACCACCAACUAGCAAAUAAAAUGAGUCUCUUCUAUGCUAACUCCACGCCCAUGCUUAAGAUCCUCAGUGAAGCCACUUCGAAAUUUGUAACCGAGCACAAAGAGAUUCCCCUGGAGAAUACUACAGAGACCCUGGGCACCAUGGCCAAGGUCUGCCAGAGAAUGCUGGAGAAUCCAGACUUAAUAGCAAGAUUCAGGCGGGAGGAAACACAACUCUUUAUCCUCCGCGUGAUGGUUGCCCUCAUCAUCCUGUACGACCAUGUUCACCCCCACGGUGCUUUUGUUAAGGCUUCCAAUGUUGAUGUGAAAGGUUGUGUGAAGGUUCUGAAGGACCAGCCUGCAUCCAGCUCAGAGAACUUACUUAAUGCCCUCAGAUAUACGACCAAGCACCUUAAUGACGAGAAUACGCCAAAGCAGAUCAAGACUUUAUUGUCGGUAUAACACCACAACCCUAGUAUUAUGUAGAUUGGUCAGUGGGGUCGACGUGUGACUCCUGUUGUGUGUUCCCUAGGCAGACACCCACUGUUUCAUGCAUAUCUCUCUUAGGGGAGUCUAAACUAGAAUGAUAUAUGAACUCUUUUG
Penaeus indicus is the source of this 1159-nucleotide messenger RNA. Its product is annotated as CYFIP-related Rac1 interactor B-like. The record is from RefSeq and is a predicted model, not a curated record. NCBI's taxonomy places the organism in Eukaryota, Metazoa, Arthropoda, Malacostraca, Decapoda, Penaeidae. The transcript is spliced from 9 exons. Gene Ontology annotation, biological process: regulation of actin filament polymerization. The coding region runs from base 14 to 1018 and encodes 334 amino acids. Gene Ontology annotation, molecular function: small GTPase binding.